This is a messenger RNA of Salmo salar (Atlantic salmon), 1241 nucleotides long. Lineage: Eukaryota; Metazoa; Chordata; Actinopteri; Salmoniformes; Salmonidae. The record is from RefSeq and is a predicted model, not a curated record.
AUGCCAGCACCCAUCCCCAAUCAGGAGACCAGCUACACCCCCAUCCUCAACCAGGUUGAACCCCCGAUAUCCCCCACCACCCAGGAGACCAGCUACACCCCCAUCCUCAACCAGGUUGAACACCCGAUAUCCCCCACCACCCAGGAUGCCAGCUACACCCCCAUCCUCAACCAGGUUGAACCCCCGAUAUCCCCCACCACCCAGGAUACCAGCUACACCCCCAUCCUCAACCAGGUUGAACCCCCGAUAUCCCCCACCACCCAGGAUACCAGCUACACCCCCAUCCUCAACCAGGUUGAACCCCCGAUAUCCCCCACCACCCAGGAUACCAGCUACACCCCCAUCCUCAACCAGGUUGAACCCCCGAUAUCCCCCACCACCCAGGAGACCAGCUACACCCACACCAAACCAAAGAAGACAGAGAGAAAGUCCUGUCGCCCUCAAAAAACCCUCCAACUCGCUGAGCAUGACAGUUCACCCCAUCCAAUCCCAUUCAACCCCAUCCAACCCCAUCCAACCGUAUCCUACCCCAUUCUACCCCAUCCAACCGUUUCCAACCCCAUCAAACCCCAUUCUACCCCAUCCAAGCCCGACCAAGGAAGAGGAAAUAUGACUACAUGCAAAAAGAGUGUCCAGUGCAUCCGGGGCAAAUGAUUUUCCCUAUUCUCAAGAUUUUUGCCAAUAGAACUUCAAAGGGGUGGCAAGAAAUGGGACGAUGACUGGAUCAAGGCCGAGGACCGCGUUUCUCCAGUUUAACCUACUUUAUGCACGAAUGUAUUCCUCACUCUCCCUUCACAUGUAUCACUGUCAAUCAUAAAUGGUUGGCCAAAUUCACCAUGAUUUACCAUUGAAACAUUCAUGGAGCGUCAGCAUGCCAACCAUUUCAUCUCAAUCAGUUUCAUGAGAAUAUGCAUUUAGAUAUUCUUCAUAUAAAGUGAGCUACAAACAUAUUGCAACAGUGACACAUUUUUUGUUGUUUUGGAUCUGUACUCCAGAACGUUGUAUUUUAAAUUAUACAAUGACUAUGAGGUUAAAGUGCAGACUAUCAGCUUUAAUUUGAGUGUAUUUUCAUCCAUAUCUGGUGAACCGUUUAGAAAUUACAGCACAUUGUGUACAUAUCCACCCCGUUUUGGGGGACCAAAAGUCUUGUGAUAAAUUCACUUAUGUGUAUUACAGUAGUCAGAAGUUUAGUAUUUUUGUCUUUUAUGUUUGUAUUGAUUCAUUUUACUAUGUUAUUAAAU